AUGGGCGGAGAUCUCGCAGAAUAUCCGGCCAAGCCUGCAGCACAUAGAUACCGCAGAUGUCCUGCUAUGGCAAGUCGGCAGCACAUCAAACCCCAGAUGACUGAUGGAAGCUUCUUCGUUGAAGAUCUUUGUCGCCUGUCGCACGUCUGUGUACCAUGGAAGUCUACGCAAGAUGCGGCGACGCGCGUGGUAUACAAGAAGUGCCGAAAUGUGUCAGCCAUACCUUCGUAUGCUGACAGAACGUCAAGGCAGGAGAUCGCCGAGGACAUCGACUUCAAUGCCGCUGAAGGCACUCGUGGCGUUUUAGCAGCAUGGAGCACUGGGAAAGCUGCACGGUCAGCGUGUGUCGAUGAGCCUCAACGAUUUUCACGACUUCCUGACGGCACGCAGUUUCUCCAGUAUGCUUCGGAGAAGCUGCACAUAUACUUUGCAGCUCCAAUUAUCCAGAUAAUGAACAUCAUUCAGAGGGCUUCCGCGUUAGGCCUGGAGGCGCUGGUGGCUGACGGCGUUCACGAUCUGCAGCCUGACGCCACCAGCAAACUGGGGCAGGUUUACACGAUUCAUGGAGUCCUGUGUAACGGCGUGGAUGUGCCGCCAUUGUUCGCCAUUACUAAGUGGAAAACGGAGGCCACCUACCGUCAGGUGUUCGGUGCGAUGAAGGACGUGAUGGCGGCAACGGCACCGGCGCAGCUACAAGGUUUGCGCGUCAUACUGGACUCCGAGAGGGCUAUCAACGCAGCCCGGGUGUCCCCGGGCGCAUCUGUUGAAGGUUGCACAUCCAUAUGGCACAGGCAUGGAGCAGGGAUGCGCUCGGGUUGCGCCAGUAUGUACGCGAGGACCGAUGCAGGAGAAUAA
Molecule: messenger RNA, 855 nt
Organism: Ostertagia ostertagi
Lineage: Eukaryota; Metazoa; Nematoda; Chromadorea; Rhabditida; Trichostrongylidae
Source: the annotation of a GenBank genome assembly